AUGACGGUCCUCGAGCAAGAAUACAGAGCAGUGUCGACGAGGUCGGAGAUGUCGUCUCUGGGAAAGGCGGCGGCGGCGGGGAAGAAGCGGCCGCCUCACGAGUACGCCGACGGCACGAUCCACACCCUCGUGGACCGAUCCGGGCAGCCGUUCGAGAUCAGAGUCAAGAAAAGCCUCGGAGGGCACAAUGGCGAGGGCUUCUCGAUGGCCUGCGUCUUUGUCGCCGAGUGCGUGUCUCCGAGUCACCAAGAUUCGUCGUCGUUAUCGUCGUCGUCGUCGCCACCACCACCACCGCGCUACGAUGGCCCCUUUGUCGUCAAGAUUUUUGAUCCGCGGUACUCGACCCGGCUGCGUCAAGAGUUUGGCGUCGCCGAGUUUGACCCACACAUCCUCGAGGAUCUGGCACAGUCUACACGCAGAGGGGACCAGGCUGUGUUCGAAUACCACAUGACGGCACCCUACACCCCUCCCCACGACCUGUCCGAGACAAGUCAGGAGAUCCUCGACGAGCUGACACCGCCGAUUCUCUUCGGCGACAUUUACAGCCAAGCCCUCGCGGACGAGGAUGUGCUGCAGGCGUUUCUGGCGGACGGCAUCCUCGCCACUGCACCCACGGACGUCGAUCGGGAGUUGUUCGUCUGGCUCUUGUCCCAGCACAUGUUUCGGCACGAGGAACACAUGCACACGUAUCUGAGCCAAUUCCCCAGCGCGCCCGUGGUGCGCAUGAAGGAGAGUCUCAAGAUCCAGCCCAAGUUGCCAACCAACAACUCGCGGGAUGACGAAACGGUCGCCGCGCUCUCGACCGCCACGGGCUUCGGAGCCAUCGUCCUGGACCUCGUGAGUGGCUACACGAUGCUGGAGUUCCGGGAACUUUGCAUGUUGUCGGCGGAGGAAUUCGACGAGAAGCCGGCCGAAGUACGGGAAAUGAUUCCGACGAGUAGAGAGACGGCCCGACAGUUCUUCGAAGACGUCAACAACCUCCUCCGGUUCCCCCUGAGCGUGGGUGUCCAAAGUCGAGACCCCAAUCUGGGCAACAUCAUGUGCAGCCCACGGCUGGAUGGCAGCAGCACCGGUACGCAGCUGACCUGGAUCGACGUCGGCCAAUUCCAGCCUCUCCUCGGGAGACAGAUCUGGGCCCCAGACACCGUUGAGAUUGCGAGGGACGCGUCCCUCGCCAUGUUCGGCACCAAGAUCGACGAGCAGCAAGAACAGGAUAUCUACAGCGACCUGUCCUUCGUCUUCCGUAAGGUCGGGUAUUCCAGCAGCCUGGUGCACGACCUGAAACUCGACCGGUUCCGCCAGUGGGGACGCAAGGUGUCGAUGACGUUCGCGUGGCGCGCGAUCAUGGAGGAUAUCUGCAUCGACGACUGGCGGCACGGCAGGCCGGUCGAUACGCAGUUGUCCAUCUGCCUCGUGCGCAUGGCCAAGACGAUCAUGGACCAGGAGAAGAACAUCACGGGAGUUCCACCACGGGAGACCACCCCGGAGCGACAGGACUGGUUCCGCCGCGCGGUGCUCAAGCUGCACUAUUUGCUCUGCAGCGAGUCGGCCGACGCGCCCUUUGUGACGCCGUCCGGCAGAGAGGCAGCCGUCAGAUUCGACACCCUCAUGGCUUCGGCGGGGUAUCCCGACGGUCAAGUGGUCGUGGUCGGCCGGUCCAUGGCCGAAUUGAAGUCGAGAGACGGGAAACGCACUUACCCUUCCGUGGAGGAAGUCGUCCUGCACGGGGCGGCGACACGCAUCUUCCCCGUCCGGUUCUGGUCCGCGGAUCAGCCCAUCGAGUCGGUCAUUUCGGAGCUGCAGGCCCGGUAUGCGAAGGUGCUCAAGGCCCGGGUGAUUGAUUGA
Molecule: messenger RNA, 1845 nt
Organism: Fonsecaea erecta
Lineage: Eukaryota; Fungi; Ascomycota; Eurotiomycetes; Chaetothyriales; Herpotrichiellaceae
Exons: 1
Coding region: 1-1845 (614 amino acids)
Source: RefSeq, a predicted model, not a curated record